This is a messenger RNA of Penicillium lagena, 201 nucleotides long. RefSeq lists its product as uncharacterized. The record is from RefSeq and is a predicted model, not a curated record. Lineage: Eukaryota; Fungi; Ascomycota; Eurotiomycetes; Eurotiales; Aspergillaceae. The coding region runs from base 1 to 201 and encodes 66 amino acids. The transcript has a single exon.
AUGGGCGUGACCGCGCGACAGAUGGGAAAUCUCACGCUCAACAGCGAGAAAGACAACGAGGACUUUUCAAAAACCAUGGACGAACUUGCCAGUCAGCUGGGAAACUGGCAGACCAGCGAGUCCGACGACAAGAAAGGCAACCGGGAUAUCCAUGCCCGUUUCUCGAAUGGACUCGUGGUUCUCGCCCGUCAGUUGAGAUGA